Molecule: messenger RNA, 264 nt
Organism: Caenorhabditis briggsae
Lineage: Eukaryota; Metazoa; Nematoda; Chromadorea; Rhabditida; Rhabditidae
Gene: Cbr-abf-2
Product: Protein CBR-ABF-2
Exons: 2
Coding region: 1-264 (87 amino acids)
Biological process (GO): defense response to other organism
Source: RefSeq, a predicted model, not a curated record
AUGCUAUUUCGUUUCCUGCUCUUCACAUUCCUAUGCGUGUCUCAUAUCUCUGCUGGAAUCGACUUUAGCACAUGUGCUAGAAUGGACGUUCCAGUACUUGACAAAGCUGCUCGUGGUCUCUGUAUAACCAGUUGCAGUAUGCAGAAUUGCGGAACAGGUUACUGUGAAAAACGACGCGGACGACCUACUUGUGUUUGCAGCAGAUGUGCAAAUGGAGGUGGAAAUAUUCCAUUGGACUCUUUGAUCAAAAGAGGAAAACAUUAA